CACGGAAAUUAAAUAAAAAAAGGGAAAAGCCGUGCCUUUAAGUAUCCCUCCUCCGCUCCACCCUUGGCGUUGCUCUCGGCCGAUUGCAAGAAGAGAGGCUAGUGUAGCGAGCGUGCUACUUCAGGUCAGAUCCCUCGAUUCUCCUACUCCCUUCUUCUUGUCCAUCCUAAUAUCUCAUCGAAGCUUCGAUCUUGGAUCGUUUUCGCUUCCAAAAAAUUCGGUCGUAGUGGUUUUCUAGGGUUUCAACAAUUCGAUCUUUGCUAAGGUUUUCCUCCAGUUCUUCGUGAUCGGUCUUUAUCGCUGCAUCCCUUUUUUUCUUUUUCCUUCUUCAUUGAUUUGACGGGAUUACGAGGAUUAGGGUUUGGUUCUUAAUUUCUAGGGUCCCAGUUACUAGGGCUUCGAUUUUGCCCCCUUUCUCCUUUGAUUGCUAGGGUCUCGUUCUUGCCGCCGUUUAAUGGCUGCGGGUCGGCAGGGAGGCUACAAAGAUCGCGAAUUUAGGGACCGGGAAUUGGAUGUAGAGGUCUCCAGGAGGAAGGACCAUUAUCCGGUUCGGUACCGUGAUGGGGACCGGGACAGGAGCCAUGGGCGGGAUCUUCGGGAUAGGGUUAGGGAUAGGCAACGGGACGUCAAAAAGAGGGAUUCCUUGAACGGGUACCUACGUUCCCCUCUGAACGCAGGCAAUUCAAGCGGUGGAAGUGGGAACGAGCAGAAGCGGAGCCAGCUCUCGGGGAGAUUGGUUGAUCGUGAGCCUGGGGAGCUAUCGAGUGGAAGCGGAUCGGAUGACCCCGACGCUUCUGAUUCGCAGCUUAGAGACAAUGGAAGUCGGAGCAAGGAAAAUGGGGUUUUGCCCUUGCCAAGCAGAAAGAGGAAGUUUUCACCAAUCGUGUGGGACAGGGAUGAUAGCAAGCAAUCUACUGUUGCGAGUUCAAGAAGCAGAAAUGACCCACCAGCACAUGCCGCUCUUCCUCCACCUCCUCCCCUGCCUAAUGGAUAUGUCCCACCUGAUUCGAUCGAGACAGUUCUGCAGUCCGUGGAGCAGCAGUCACCAGCAGAUGUGAAGAUCUCCAUUGAUUCACCUCAUGAUCAGCAAAUGGGUAAUGAUCAGGAGCCUGGGCAGAUCGAGGAUGAGGAGGAGUACCCGAUAGCAAGGAACAUUUCUACUUCACGAUGGGCAGAUGGGAACAGUGCAUUAGACGAUGAUGAAGCUGAAGCUUCUGACGAAGAAGUUGUGCCCAAGAGGAGGAAAAAUACUCCUUUGGCUGGUAAUAUUGUCGACCAGAAAUCACAUAAGAAGGAGCUGAGCCCUGAGCUUGGAGAGGUCGAUAUGAGAGAAGGUUCUGAUGGGGCAGCAUCCAAGCCAUCCACAUCUGGGGGAGACCAUGGGGAUGACCCUCAUGGAGUUGAGGUGGAUAGGAAUGAUUAUAUGGAUGUUGAUGGGGAGGAGGCUGAUGAGGACGCAACCGAUCAUUUGCCGGAGACAGAUUCUGAGACAGAGGAUGAUAUGGUUAAAACACCAGAACCUGUACAACCUCCCCAAAGAUGUAUAAACAUGCUAGAAGGGUGUAGAAGUGUUGAUGAGUUUGAGAGGCUGAACAAGAUUGAUGAAGGCACUUACGGAGUUGUGUACAGAGCAAAGGAUAAGAAGACUGGUGAAGUAGUGGCAUUGAAGAAGGUGAAGAUGGAGAAGGAGAGAGAGGGCUUCCCGUUGACCUCUUUGAGGGAAAUUAACAUUUUGCUGUCCUUUCACCACCCUUCAAUUGUGGAUGUGAAGGAAGUUGUUGUGGGCAGCAGCCUUGAUAGUAUCUUCAUGGUUAUGGAAUACAUGGAGCAUGAUCUCAAAGGGCUGAUGGAGACAAUGAAGCAGCCAUUUAGCCAGAGUGAAGUCAAGUGCUUAAUGCUUCAGUUGUUGGAAGGUGUCAAGUACCUUCAUGAUAACUGGGUACUCCAUAGGGAUCUAAAAACGUCAAAUCUUCUUCUGAAUAAUCGUGGUGAGUUGAAAAUAUGUGACUUUGGGUUGUCUCGCCAGUAUGGGAGCCCAUUGAAACCAUAUACUCACCUGGUGGUGACUUUGUGGUACAGGGCGCCAGAACUUCUUUUAGGAGCAAAGGAAUAUUCAACUGCUAUUGACAUGUGGUCAUUGGGUUGCAUAAUGGCCGAACUUUUAGCCAAGGAACCAUUAUUCAAUGGAAAAACUGAGUUUGAUCAACUUGACAAGAUAUUUAGAACACUUGGGACACCAAAUGAGAAGAUAUGGCCUGGAUUUGCUAAAUUACCUGGAGUCAAAGUUAACUUUGUGAAGCAGCCGCAUCCAGCUAUUGGUAUAAUAGGCUGCGGGAGAAGUUCCCACCGACAUCAUUUUCUGGUCGUCCAACUCUAUCUGAAGCUGGUUUUGACCUACUGAACAAACUGCUAACAUAUGACCCAGAAAAGCGGAUAACUGCAGAAGCUGCCCUUAAGCAUCCCUGGUUUAAUGAAGUUCCUUUACCAAAGUCAAAGGAUUUUAUGCCAACAUUUCCUGCUCAACAUGCGCAAGACAGGCGUAUGCGACGAAUUAUGAAGAGCCCGGAUCCGCUAGAGGAGCAAAGGAGGAAGGAAUUACAACAAGGUAGUACUGGCAGCAUUUUUGGUUGACCAGAACAAUGUGCGGUUGCACCUGAAUGUUGAAACACUACUGGUGUACACUGAACUGUUUUUGAGGUGAGAGGCAUGCACUGAACGUGAGGUUCCACAACUUGUGUUAGUCUCAGGCAACAAUUGAUGCCACUCUUUAGCAGGCAACUUCUUGACUUGGGUGGAGAGAAGAUAUUUUCUUCUCUGCCAUUGAGCAAAUUUUGUUGCAGGAUUAUUUUUUCUUCAGCAUCAAUGACCAUAAAAAGUGCUUCGUUUUAUGCAGCCUGCGUUGCAAGGUGUGGCAUAUUGGCUUUUUUUUUGUGCUAGGAUCAGUAUCUUUUGAAACUUGUGUAUGUAACAUAUUUCUUGUUGGUACAUUGUAAACGAUGCUAAAAAUGCCGGAUUUAAAUAACAGAAAUUUAUGGAUAUAUUGUGUAUAAUUUUUGUGCUGUUCUUUUGAUCUUCACAUUGUGUUUGCAAGAGACGAAUGGUGUGAAGCGGAAGGGGCGUUCUUUGCUUUCAAUCCCGGAGAAAUUGAUUGAAAGAAUUCUUGUAGAAAGUUUAAGCCAAGGCUUCUGCAAAAUAUGGAGCUUGAUGGCUCUUACCUGAAACUAGUAUGCAUAGAAAUUUCCUGUGGUCAGUAUCUUUCUACUAUUCUUUCUUCUUUUUGUAUCAAAAGCCUAACUGCAAGCUGUUCUUGUCCCAGUUGUAAUCUGUACAUCUUGGUGGGCCCAUUCUCACGGAUAGCAUCUGCCUGUGAGACACCAAUUCAUGUUGCUUUGUUUUUGAUCAAGUGCUUUAAUCUGCUUGUUUACCUUCUCUGUGAUUAUUGAAAUGUCAUAUUACAAGAUGUACAUGUUGGAGGCUUGAUCUUGUUGUCUUCCUGUUUCUUUUUAAUUGUGAAUUGUAUUGUCGAGCUUAGAGUUUUGGUGAUGUUUAGCUUUUAUUAAUGGUAAUAUUGGGAUGACACUGCUGUAUCAAAUCAUCUAAGUCAAAGGGGG
Molecule: messenger RNA, 3611 nt
Organism: Elaeis guineensis (African oil palm)
Lineage: Eukaryota; Viridiplantae; Streptophyta; Magnoliopsida; Arecales; Arecaceae
Source: RefSeq, a predicted model, not a curated record